This is a messenger RNA of Quercus lobata, 882 nucleotides long. Its product is annotated as serine/threonine-protein phosphatase 7 long form homolog. The coding region runs from base 1 to 882 and encodes 293 amino acids. Lineage: Eukaryota; Viridiplantae; Streptophyta; Magnoliopsida; Fagales; Fagaceae. The transcript has 2 exons. Gene Ontology annotation, biological process: meristem development; meristem maintenance. The record is from RefSeq and is a predicted model, not a curated record.
AUGGAGCCUCGGAUUGAUGAGGAGCUAGAGGUCUUGGACCUCGGUCCGCGUCAGAGGUCAUUGUUGACACGACAGCCAUAUCAUCGAUCAGAGGCCAUUUGGAAUGGCGAGGACUCGGGCCCCCUUACAUGCCGUGGUCGCACUAAGGAGAUGGCAAACGUUCAGAUGCAAGAUAAUCGAGUCAUUGACAUUAUCAAAUUGCUAAGGCUAGAAGGAUUGUUUAGAGCCUCUUCAAGAGAGGUAGAUAAUUGCCUAAUAUCGGCCCUAGUUAAGCGAUGGCGGCCGGAGACUCAUACUUUCCAUCUUCCACAUGGUGAGAUGUCAAUCACCCUACAAGAUGUGAAGGUAAUUUUCGGACUUCCUAUAGACAGUGACGUCUUGGUUGGGCCGACUGCUGUGGUGGAUGAUGGGGGUUGGAGGCAACUGUGUACGGAGUUGCUUGGUUUUACUCCACCGAAUGACAAUAAAACUUUGGUGGGGCAAAGAAUUCUCAUCAGCCGACUUGUUGAGGCCGUUGCAGCGCCAUUGCCUCAUGACGCAACGGAGAUGCAGAUACACCGGUAUGCCCGGUGCUAUAUUUUAGCGCUAAUAGGGGAUAAACUUUUCAUGGACAAGUUAGGAGAUAGGGUGCAUCUGAUGUUCCUGGACUUCAUGCGUAACCUUCGUGAUCCGCCACAGUAUAGUUGGGGUAGUGGUUGCCUGGCCUGGUUAUACAGGGAGUUGUGUCGGGCAAGCGAGAAAGGGGCAUCGCAGAUUGGUGGGGCGUGCACCUUGGUCCAGUAUUGGGCAUGGGCAAGGUUGCCAUUCUUGUGCCCGAGGAUAGAGCCCCCACUUGGAUGUGAUUAUGGCCCAUGGCCAUAUGCUCCACUUGCAUUUAAGUAA